AAUGCACUUGAUACUGACAAAAAUAAUCAGCUUGUCUUUCACGAUCAUUGUGCAUGGUGUAUUGUAGGAGAGUUUGAUUUACCCCAACAUUUUCCGAGUCUGCUCUUUUAGACAAGCUUCCUAGCCUAUAGAUACGAGGGGAACAUGGCACCGAGUGUUGUACUCAUAACAGGUUGCUCGACAGGAAUGGGGCUUGCAACUGCUGUGCAUCUGGCUACAAAAUCCAAACAUGAUUUCAAGGUUUAUGCAACCAUGCGAAAUCUGGCGAAGAAGGGACAACUUGAAACAGCCGCCGGGGAAACCCUCGAAAAAACGCUAUUUAUCCGGGAGCUUGAUGUCACAAAAAACGACACCAUCACGUCGUUAGUUGACGAGAUUGUGCGAGACAACGGCAGAAUCGAUGUUGUCUUUAACAAUGCCGGCUUCUCUGUAUUUGACGACUACUUCAUGGGAGAUGAGCCCCUCGACGCGGCUAAGACUAUGAUGGAUACCAACGUGUGGGGUCCCACACGGGUCAUGCAAGCCGUACUGCCCGUCAUGAAGAAGCAGAAAUCGGGCCGCAUCAUCAAUACUACGAGCGGGGAGGGCAUAGAAGGAUAUCCCUUUCAUGGCUUCUACUCUGCCUCGAAGUUUGCUUUGCAGGGUCUUUCCGAAAAUCUGUCGCCGAUCCUACGGCAAGUCUACAACAUCAAACUCAGCGUCCUCGUUCCCGGUCCUGUCUACAACCCGUCUUUCGCUAUAAUCAUGGACCCGGCCUUCAAGCCCGAGUACAUUUGCGGCAAGUGGGACAGCCCCUCCCAGGAGGUCUUCUUGGAUUACUGGCAGCGGGACAUGCAGCCCAUCAUUCAGGCCUACCAGCAGCCCGAGGAAGUGGCCGAGCUGGUGGAGCGGAUCAUACUGAGCGAGGACCCAUAUGUCCGGUACCCCACAGGCUCUUUGAUCGCUAAGAGAAUGGCCGACCAGCUGAUCGAUCCCACCGGAAACGUGGCGGGAGGCUUGUAUCAUUCCUUUAAACAAUAAGUUCACAUAAUGGUGUUUUUGUCUUAGUAAAACGACGGACUUACAGUGAAAUUUCGAUAAGUCAAAACCGUUUAAUUUGAAAAUCCUGUUAGCUGGAAGUAAGAACGUAUUCCCGUCAGACGAAUAGCUAAUCAUGUAUGAACAUGCCCACGCUUACUUGAAAUUUCGAACUGGAAACUCAGUUAAGUCGAACUCAACAUCGCCAGGUGUAGAAAUAAACUUGCGUAAUUAGGCCACAGAAGAAACUGGAAUACUUUUGUUAAGCUAAGAAAUCCAUCACGACCCUAUCAAUAAACCCAAAACUCUUGUAUAGAAAAGCAACAACGAGGCUAUUAGUAGGGGUGGGUAUUAGCCCAUACUUUUUUUAGCUGCCCCCCUCAAAAUAUGUAGUGACCCAUGGGAAUCAAGGGAAAAAUACUUAACAAAUUAUUUGAGACCGUUAACCCCUCUGUACAUGGCCCUCAAAGUGUCAUUUUGAAAAUAUUGUAUGGCGCCCCGACUCUUUGUGCAAAAAGUGUAUGUAACUAUUGUUUGGCUCCAGACUAUUUUCUCCCACACUGGUCUAGCCUUGAAAUAAGUUAGUAAAAUAGAGGAAAUAAAAAAACUUUCCUUAUUUUUUGUUUAAUAAAUCCUUUUGUUUCACCUCUGAAGUGUAUUUUAUCAUAUGUCAUUACAACUUUAACCAUUGCCAAUACAAAUUCUUACUUUCAAAAAGAAAAAAUCUUUGGUUUAAAACUCAUGUCCAUACAGCUUUGUAUGCGGAAUGCAGUUAUAUAUACCAACAGGUCUACUUAUUUUUGUUUUUCCUGGGGGAAAAUAUGUUUUCAGCAUACACCAAAACAAUAAUGAAAAAACAAAACAGUUGAAAAACAUGUUCCUGAAAUUAAAUGGACCGUUGAAAAUUGCCAAAAGAGGAGGAUGGCACUUUUAAUUGUUUGUGAUUUGUUGAAUUUUUCCCGUUUUCAAAGCUUACACGUAACUUGGCUAGUAUUAGUCCAAGUGUUAAACAAGUUAUGUCAGAUAAAUUUACAUGUAUAUGCUGAAUUGAAAGGCAAAAGCAGAGAAUAGUAUAUUUCUAUUCACUCAAAAGUCAUUGCGGGUAUGAUUCAUGCUGAAUGCAUUGUACUACUUAUUUAAGAGAUGUCCAUGGUCGGCUCUGUUGAAAAUCAUCCAUCCUGGCAUCUGCUUUUGUUACCCAAAUAUAGCUUCAGAUUUGCCUAGUCCAGGGCCUAGUCUUCCAUACACUUAUAUACUUAUCAACCUGGUCUGAUGAUACGAAUGGUACUCCCAUGCCUUAUAGUUUAUCCUUGAAUUCAUCCUGUGCAGAAUUCCACUGCACAUUACUUCUGGUAUUGUAAAAUUGUUACACCAGAGUAUUCUCAGAAGGAACCUGGCUAUCUUCGCUCAAUAAGAUCAACAGUUAGUACAUGUAGCUUUGACCAAGUUGACUUGGGCUGAUGAAGCACUAAAUAUAAUUAAUACCAAUAUUUUUACCCACCGCAUAUUAAUUACAAAACAAAAUAUCCAUGAAGUUUACUGCAAGGCAGAUUUCAACAUUGGCAAAGUGGAGGUCACAAACUGUAAACUUAAUUAACAAUCAUGACGUUGGAACUUAAUCCCCCUGAACCGAGUGGUGAUAUUACAAUAAAAAGGAGGUGUUCACGUUUCGUUACUAUUGAUAAUAGCUCCAGACAAACAAAGAAAAGGUCCGAGUAUACAAGUUUCAAAUUAGGAAGGCAGUCACAUGCUCAGGGAAAGUGAGUGGAAAAACAAUCAACCAACUAUGGACCAAAAACAACUUUUUCACAAUCAUGUUGCAAGAAAUGGCCAGUGAAAAGGAACUUAACUUGUUUAAGUAAUCAUUGAACUGCAAGAUAUAUUGCUUUUAAUGACUUAAACCCGCCAACUAUGUCCACAAACUAUGAACAGCUGAUCUCCUGAGUGGCACAAAUGUUUUUAGUACCUUACAAUUUGCCUUUCUUAAGUACAUUGUAAGUCAGGGAACAUGUCAGUUCAACUAGCCAUAGAGGGCGCUAGCCAAACCUUUUUGGCGGCUUGUACAGGGGGUUAAACUUUUAUAUUUGUUUUAAUGCUCGAUUGUCGUUUCUAGUAGGUUACUACAUAUUUUGAAGGGGGAAGAACAUUAAAAAGUUAAAAAAAGUGAAAUAAUACCCAACCCUUCUAUUAGCGUCCGUAGUAUCCUUGAAGCAGCCUAUUCACUGCGGUAUUUCGAAAGUGUCAUUCAUUCCCUUGAGAUUUGACUUGAUUCCGAUAUACCUGGUUGAUAACGUACUUUUUUUGUCCAAAACAGAAACAUUGGAGUUUAGUCAAGCCAAACAUAGUUAAUCACAAGUGGAAGCUUGGCUCUCACAAUGUAGAAUCCUUUUAAAUGUUAGAUCCCAAAAUAACCGUGUCUUCGUCUUUAGAUAGAAUAAAUGGCAUGGUUUUCACUUGUUGGUCCGACGGGUCAACAUGUAUUUGUAGUUAAGUCCCCGUAUAAGUUUAAUAAUCACAUGUAAAUUACAAGUUCCUCGGUCGAUCUCACGGGAAUCUCAGCUCUAACAAUAUGCGAUUCCUUUUAAAAUAAUGACUUCCCAAUUUGGUAUCCUUCUCUCCAGACCUCUCUGCAAGACUCUAGACGGGAUGGGUUUGAUGACAUGUUUUCCUCAGACUGAUGAAUAUGGGACAAAUAGUCAAUGCCUUGUCUUCUUCAACAUUACUCUAUCUUCUUUAUUUGUCCAGUUUAAUAACCUUAAUUAAUGUGAAUCUAAUUAUUAAUUUGUUACUUCUUUUUUCCCUGUCACUUUAAUAUUACAUUAUUGGACUUUAUUAUGAACUCAUUUUGUACGGGUAUAUUGAAGAUUGCAGACAAAAUGUCGAUUGAAUUGAAUUGAGCCCCCUGAGCAAAUCACAAGUCAUUCCACCGCAGGUUCAUAAAUCUCAAGUCAAAUCAAUUGGCUAUUAAACUGAGGUGUG
Molecule: messenger RNA, 3996 nt
Organism: Patiria miniata (bat star)
Lineage: Eukaryota; Metazoa; Echinodermata; Asteroidea; Valvatida; Asterinidae
Product: retinol dehydrogenase 8-like
Exons: 5
Coding region: 145-1020 (291 amino acids)
Molecular function (GO): oxidoreductase activity
Source: RefSeq, a predicted model, not a curated record